CCGUCUCCCGCCGCUUGCCUCUGCCCUCCAUCUCCCUGCGCUCCCACCGCAGUUGCGCACCUUCGCCACUCUGGGCGUGCGCGCGGUCCAUCCCAUGUCGCGCAUCUCCUCUGCCUCGUCCCCGAGCACCAGCACGGGCACCAGCAGCACCCUCGUCUCGCCGCCGCGUGCCUCGCGCCUCGCCGCCAGCAGCAAGAGCACACGCGCGGCGGCAAAGGCAGUGACGGAGUCCUGCCCCGACAACUGCCGCGGCACGCUCUGUGCCUGUGCGCUCGGCAGCCCCAGCGGCAGCGGCAGUGGCAGCGGCAGCUCCGGCGGCGAGGCAGCAGCGGCACGGCGCGGCAGCGCCAGCGCCAGCGCCAGCAGCGAAGAGCGUGCGCCGCGACGCAGAGUCAGGGCCGUCGUCACGCCGUUCGGCGUGGCGCGACACAGCAUGAACUCCUCUGCGCGGCCCGCUGCGCAAGCACGGCUCUUCGCGCGGGCCUCGUCUGGCCCGCGGCCCUUCAGCGGCGGCGCCCCCACCAGCGCAUCCGACUCGAGCGACUCCGACGCCGCGCCUCCUAGGCGCGCCAACGGCACACAUCCUCCGCCUUCCUCUUCGCCGCCGCUCUCCUCCUCUUCCUCGGGCGCACGCAGCGCGGGAGGCUCAAGGCGGUCCAUCGCAGAUGUCUUUGAACGCCUCAUGGCCGAUGAGGCGGCGCGGCGCACGCCUGCAAGGCCAGGGCAGCCCACCGCGCACGUCGUCACGCCUGCGCCGCAGCCUGGCGCGCACGUCGCCACGCCCGCGCCUGCGUCUGCGUUGCUGUAUGAGCCGCAACGAUCCGAGCAGCCAAGAACGGCGCGCAGAGACGAUGCGCAGCGCCUGCACAGUCUGGCGCGCAGCACGCCGCACGCGCAGUCGCAGACGCAGACGCCGCGGGCGCGCAUUGCGGGCGCCAGCGUCGGCGUGCAGGAGCAGGUGGAGGAGCAGACGCCGAAAGGCGCCGCGGACUAUGCGGCACGAUUGAAGGCGCUGAGGAGGGGCAGGAGCGAGAGUCCGCGCAGUGCGGAGGGAGCGACGCCCAAGGCGGAACCGCGCAGGGAGGACCUGAGGGCCUCGCGCGCAGAGAAGGAGAAUAGAUCACGAGACUCUCUCAUCGACGCCACGCACGAGGACUCGAUCAGUGCGGAGCUUGCGCCGCUGCAGGAGGCGUCGGAUGAUGAGAUUGCCACGAUGGCAGGUCCGCCGAGACAGUCCACUCCGCCCCUCACGCGCGCCUCUGCGACACUGAAGCAGGCUGCCCCGACGGCGACGUCGGCGCACGAAGCAGCGGACGAGAAUGAUCCAAGUCUGCACGCGACGCUGGAACAGCUCCUUCGCGUGCUCUCACAGCGUCCCGUCUCCGUGUCACCCUCGACGCAGCCGCUGCCCGAGCUGCAGCUGGACACUUCGGCCCUGCUGGCCACCACUGAGCGUCUUGCGCAGCUGCGGCGCGAUGAGACGGACGCGGAGCGCAGACGCGCCGAGACGAGGGAGAAGGAUGAAGAGGAGAGCAAGGCGCUCUCGACGACGAGAGCCAAGCUCGGAGCAUUGGCCGAGGCGGUUCGCACGACACGCGAGCACGUCGACAGCGGCGUCAUCGUGCCGCCUUCCUACGCCUUCUUCAUUCCUCCAUCGCGCAACUCUCGGCUGCGAACGGCGCUCUUCAUCCUCGGCCACUCGCUCUUCCUUCUCCUCGUGCUCUAUCUCGCAGAGGCAGGUGCCUCGCAUCGCUUCCACACGACGUACUACGACCCGUUCUACCCGCCUCUCUUUCCUCCAUCGCACGACUCCAACGUGCUCAGUGGCGCCGAGGCGCUCCUUGAGGCCUUGCCCGCUCGCUCGAAGCUUGGCGCCCUGGCGGCGGCGGCUCUGCAACCGCUGCUGCGGCUCCUGUCGAGGCCGCCGGAACAGCCGCCUAGCUUCAUCUCCUGA
Tilletiopsis washingtonensis is the source of this 1954-nucleotide messenger RNA. RefSeq lists its product as hypothetical. The coding region runs from base 95 to 1954 and encodes 619 amino acids. The record is from RefSeq and is a predicted model, not a curated record. Lineage: Eukaryota; Fungi; Basidiomycota; Exobasidiomycetes; Entylomatales. The transcript is spliced from 2 exons.